GUUUUUAAACAGUUUCUGGUAAUUAUUAUGAUUUUCAGUUUUGGGAUAUGCUGGUGAAUUUUUUUACUAGUGAUGUUUUGUACUUGUUUAUCACAAUGGCAGUGUGUUUUAUUCGCCUCACCACAGCAGUAGACAAUGCAAUAGUCAGUAUUAUACCAGCAGGCACCAGAAGUUGUUACUAUGAGGAUCUCAUUGCAGGACGCACUCUGGAGGUCGAGUUUGACGUAUUCAAAGGUGGAAACAUGGACAUAACCUUCAUCAUGAAGAACCCGAAAGGCGAAAUUCUGAAGUAUUUGCCCAUGAAGAGGUCUGAGUUCUUCGAUAUUGAAGUGAAACUCGAUGGUGUGCAUGAGUUCUGUCUGGACAAUGUCUUCAGCCGCUUCGCAGAGAAAGUGGUCUCGUUUGAGUACUUCGACAAUCGACCCAUGGCUGAUUACGACACAGCCUAUGAAGACCUAGAUAGUGGGUCGGAUACGGAAUCAUUAGAGAUGAAAGUCGUAGACAUCUUUGAGGCAAUAGACAACAUCCGACUGCGGAUAAUGCGUAUAAUGCAGCACCAGACAGGUAGACGCAGUACAGAAGCCAGAGACCGAAACCAGAUGGACUCCACACUAGUACUUGUCGACAGAACAUCUCUGCUCUCUUUAGUACUCAUGUUCAUGUCUACAGCAGCUCAGAUAGCUCUCAUUAGAGCUAUGUUCAACUCGCCUCACAGAAGCUCCUCGAAAUCUUCGUAUAACUACGGAGGUGCUACAGAGAACAGUGGCAAUGGAGGAUUUCCUAACAUGUUCUCGAAUGGCCUGGGUCGCUGAAUGUUAGAACACCAUACUAAUUAGACACACUGGUGUUAUCUGAAAACUGAACUGGACUUUUAAAAAACUAGGCCUUAAGUCUGCUAACUUUAAUAUACUUUUUCAAGCUACCGAUUGCGUUAGAACUCAAUAUGCACUUGGGUUUGGAAAUAUGCUUUUUAUGUAUAUAUUUUUCGCAUAAUUGUCAAAAAUUUGAUCAUUUUUGCCCAGAUGGUGUUUAUUUAAGUAUUUAUAAAUCCUUGUCAGGCGAUAGGUCAUCUUUGUGUUAAACAUCAAUUAUGAUAUAACUUUCAAGUAUGUCGAUAAAUUCAUUCAUGGCUUUGGUAUCUUUAGUCCUAACAGCUUACCUGUCGCCUGUUGUGAUUCAUUGCAUCCGUCAGUGCCUUCACAAGGACAAGUUGGUUCUUAACUGGUUCUUAGAGCCGGUCAUAAUCAUUCAAAUUUAAUUUAAUUUCAACCAAA
Molecule: messenger RNA, 1274 nt
Organism: Symsagittifera roscoffensis
Lineage: Eukaryota; Metazoa; Xenacoelomorpha; Acoela; Convolutidae
Product: transmembrane emp24 domain-containing protein 5-like
Exons: 3
Coding region: 48-812 (254 amino acids)
Biological process (GO): endoplasmic reticulum to Golgi vesicle-mediated transport; intracellular protein transport; Golgi organization
Cellular component (GO): COPII-coated ER to Golgi transport vesicle; endoplasmic reticulum-Golgi intermediate compartment; Golgi apparatus
Source: RefSeq, a predicted model, not a curated record